CGGCUUACUUCCUGCUCACAGAAUCCUUUUCGCAUUGGCCUCAGUCUCUUUGUCUCUGCCUGAAAGACGGAUCAGCUAGCUCCUAGCAGCUCCUCUAUAGACAUUCGUAUCAGAAUUUGAAUUUAUUCUCCAGAAUGGCGACUGCGAGCCUGAGAGACGAGCUGAACUGCUCCAUCUGCCUGAGCAUUUAUACGGAGCCCGUAUCGCUGAAAUGUGGACACAUCUACUGCCGGGACUGUAUCGUUGCCGUGCUGAAUACACAGGAGGCGUCCGGUGUUUAUAUCUGUCCGGAGUGCAGAGAGGAGUAUACAAAGCGCCCUACACUGAAGAAGAACAGGAAGUUGUGUAACAUUGUGGAUAAUUUCCGAUCGGCUCACCCGGAGGACACAGAGGUCUGCUGUACGUAUUGUGAUCAUCCUGUACCGGCUACCAAAACAUGUCUGCACUGCGAAGCCUCGUUUUGCAAUAAGCACCUCAAAAACCACAGCAAGUCGGCGGAACACGUUUUAACUGAUCCCACCAAAUCAUUCGAAGACCGAAAAUGUUCCAUACACAAAGAGAUCCUGAAAUAUUACUGCUCAGAAGACAACACAUGUAUCUGUAUGUCCUGCUGGGUGGCCGGAGACCACAAAGGACACCAGGUUGACCUUCUGAAUGAUGCCUCCGAGAAGACCAAAGAGAAACUGGAAGAAUCUACGAAAACAUUGGACUCUGAGAAACAGGAGAUCCAGAAGAGAAUCCAGAAUCUGGAAAAUCACAGGAAAAAAGAGAAGGAAAAAGCAGCCAAUGUCACCGGGAGAGUCUCUGAGCUGUUUAGAGACAUCCGGAGACAUCUGGAUGAUGUAGAGAAGAAAGUCCUGACCGAGGUCUCCAGACAGGAGGGGCAGAUCUCCCAAUCCGUCGCUAAGCUGAUCCAGCAGCUGGAACAACAAAAAGACGAGCUGUCCAGAAAGAUUAGGGAGAUGAAAGAACUAUGGAAGAUCCAAGAUCCAUUAACGAUCCUAAAAAAGGCACCUAACAGAGAUAACAUUAUUCCUGGGAUCAAUGAUGCAAUCAACAACGUUGGACACCUGGAUGAAGGAAUUAUCUCACAGAUGCUCCACAGAAGUCUUCUCCACUUUACCGACAUUUUGAUAGAUCUGAAGAUCAAUAGACAAUUCUCAGGGAUGGAAAAAUCUGAUAUUUUACUGGAUAUAAACACUGCUCAUAAGAAUUUUAUUCUAUCCGAGGAUCUGAGGACAGUCACUUGCAGCAACACCUGUCAGAACAGGCCGGACGGUCCAGAGAGGUUUGAAUCCAAACAGAUACUAAGUACAAACAGCUUCACAUCGGGAAAACAUUACUGGGAGGUGGAUUUGAGUGGAGCCGAGAAAUGGCUGGUUGGGGUGGUUGGUCACAGCAUAGAGAGGAAGAUAGAAGGAAAUGAAUCCUAUAUCGGUUAUAAUAACAAAUCCUGGGGACUUGCUAUUGUCACGCGCUUUGUAGCGACACACAUUAAUAAACAGGUUGCCUUAAGCGCAGAUGCUCCUUUGAAAUUAAUCGGAAUAUAUCUGGACUACGAUGCGGGACGUCUGUCCUUCUACCAGCUGUGCGGCCCCGUCAGACACCUCUACACCUUCACCGCCACCUUCACCGAACCCCUCCAUGCUGCUUUCUAUGUGUUUGACAAAUGUUCCAUUAGAAUUAAAAAUAAAUAGCAAUGGCAGAGAUUGGAAUAAAUACUAUUUUUAAUGUACAUCUAAAGCUAAAAUUGUUUUUCAGUUUUGAAUAGAUGAAGAAAGAGUUAAAA
Rana temporaria (common frog) is the source of this 1789-nucleotide messenger RNA. RefSeq names its product E3 ubiquitin-protein ligase TRIM39-like. The record is from RefSeq and is a predicted model, not a curated record. The transcript has a single exon. Bases 135 to 1697 code for a protein of 520 amino acids. Lineage: Eukaryota; Metazoa; Chordata; Amphibia; Anura; Ranidae. Gene Ontology annotation, molecular function: protein binding; zinc ion binding.